CACCUCUCGGUUCCUGACCGGUUUCGGGUCUGAACAGGAGUCCAGCGCUGCCCCGGGGCGCAGAGGCAGGAGGACCCAGUCGACCCGGAGCAGGAUGCCGGUGAUGAGAGGGCUGCUGGCCCCGCAGAACACCUUCCUGGAUACCAUCGCCACCCGCUUUGAUGGCACCCACAGCAACUUUGUGUUGGGUAACGCCCAGGUCCAGUCGCUCUACCCCAUCGUCUACUGCUCCGAUGGCUUCUGUGAGCUCACCGGCUACGCCCGAGCCGAGCUCAUGCAGAAGAGCUGCGCAUGCCACUUCCUGUACGGCCAGGAAACCAGCGACCGGCUGACAGCCCAGAUCCAAGGAGCACUGGACGACAGGAGGGAGUUCAAGACCGAGCUGGUCUUUUACAAGAAGGGAGGUACCCAGUUCUGGUGUCUUCUGGAUAUUGUGCCCAUUAAAAAUGAGAAGGGCGAGGUGGUUCUCUUCCUGGUGUCUCACAAAGACAUCACUGACAACAAGAAGGACCAGGACCCCGAGCAGGGACCCGACACAGAUGAGGAGACAGGUCUGGAGGUGCAUCAGGUCACCCGCCCGCCAGGCUUCAAUGCCAACCGGCGCCGCAGCCGAGCGGUCCUCUAUCACCUGUCAGGACACCUGCAGAAACAAGACAAGAGCAAGCUCAAGAUCAACAAUAACAUGUUUGGCGAGAAGCCUCCGAUCCCGGAGUACAAGGUAGCAGCCAUUCAGAAAUCCCGCUUCAUCCUGCUCCACUACGGGACUUUCAAGGCGGGCUGGGAUUGGCUGAUCCUGCUGGCGACCUUCUACGUGGCCGUCACCGUGCCCUAUAAUGUGUGUUUCACGGUGGUGGGAGGGCGGGACGAGGGGAGCAGCACCGCCCCGCGGAGCCCACCCAGUGUCAGUGACAUCCUGGUGGAGAUCCUGUUCAUGUUAGACAUAGUGCUGAACUUUCGAACCACCUUUGUGAGCACGUCGGGUCAGGUGGUGUACGACGCCCGCUCCAUCUGCGUUCACUACGUCACGACCUGGCUCUUUGUUGACCUCAUCGCUGCCCUGCCCUUUGACCUGCUGUAUGCUUUCAAUGUCAGCGUGUACUUUGGGGUCCACCUGCUGAAGACGGUGCGGCUGCUUCGGCUGCUGCGGCUGCUGCAGAAGCUGGAGCGCUACUCUCAGUACAGCGCUGUGGUCCUGACUCUGCUCAUGUCCAUGUUCGCCCUGCUGGCCCACUGGAUGGCCUGCGUCUGGUACUUCAUAGGCCGAAGAGAGAUCGAAAGCCCCGGCUCCUGGGAUAUUGGUUGGCUUCAUGAGCUUGCCAAACGGCUAGGUACCCCUUACUUCCUGUCCCCCUUGACAACGGCGGCCCCUGAUUCGCUGGCCAACAGUCUCCCGGCUAACAGCAGCCAAUGGAACGUGUCCGGGUUGGAGGUGGCGGGGCAGGACUCCUGGAACUCAAGCCAGUGGAACAGGAGCAUGGCCGGGGGCAUGGCCGUGCCGGGGACGGGGAUCGGAGGCGGGGGGCUCGGGGUGCUGGGCGGCGGCCCGUCGAUGCGUAGCAGCUACGUGACGUCACUCUACUUUGCUCUGAGCAGUCUGACCAGUGUGGGAUUUGGCAACGUGUCAGCCAACACAGACUCCGAGAAGAUCUUCUCCAUCUGCACCAUGCUCAUAGGAGCGCUGAUGCACGCGGUGGUGUUUGGUAAUGUGACGGCAAUCAUCCAGAGGAUGUACUCACGUCGCUCCCUUUAUCACACCCGCACCAAAGACCUGAAGGACUUCAUCAGGGUCCACCGGCUGCCCAAAGCCCUGGAGCAACGCAUGCUGGAGUGCUUCCAGACUACCUGGUCUGUCAACAAUGGAAUAGAUGUUAGUGAGCUGCUGAAGGACUUCCCCGACGAGCUGAGGGCAGACAUCGCCAUGCACCUCAACAAGGAGCUGCUGCAGUUACCCUUGUUUGAGUCGGCCAGCAGGGGCUGCCUGCGCUCCCUCUCCCUCAUCAUCAAGACCUCCUUCUGCGCCCCGGGGGAGUUCCUCAUCCGCCAGGGAGACGCCCUGCAGGCCAUUUACUUUGUCUGCUCCGGAUCCAUGGAGGUCCUGAAGGACAACACGGUGCUGGCCAUACUGGGUAAAGGAGACCUGAUCGGCUCGGACUCCCUGACGAAGGAGCAGGUGAUCAAGACCAACGCCAACGUCAAGGCCCUGACCUACUGUGACCUGCAGUACAUCAGCCUGAAGGGCCUCCGCGAGGUCCUCCGACUCUACCCCGAAUACGCGCAGAAGUUCAUCAGCGAGAUUCAACAUGACCUCACGUACAACCUGCGGGAGGGCCACGGCGCCGACGUGGAUUGGGAGAGCAACGGAGGUCUGGUGAAGAAGCUGCCGUCCAUAAAGGAGGAUGAGGAGGGGGACGAGGAGCAGAGCUCGGUGUCCCAUGCGCCUCGCUCGCCGCUACGCCUCAGCAGGGGGUUGAGCUCACCCCUGCGCUCCCCUCUCCUGCCCCCCAGGCCGUUCCGUGCACCCUCUGACCACUCCCGCCCCGCCACUCUGCAGAUACCGGUGGUCAGCUUCAGCAGUGCACCACCUGAACUCAGUCCUAGAUUUGUGGACGGCAUUGAAACAGAAAGCAAUUCAAACUCAUCACAGAAGUUUGAAUUCAGCCCCAGCCUGUCACCCGCAGCCCCCUCCCCAUACCCAGGGAACCAGGAGCAGUCUGAGAUCAAGCAGAGUGUCUCUAAACUGACUGAGGAGAUGAGCACUCUCUCCAAACAAGUCUCGCAGCUGAGUCAGGAGCUGCAGGAAAUGACACGCCUGCUCAAGCCCCUCCUCCAAGCAGCACCACAGCCAAUACUGACAACCCUGACGCCACCUCCCAGCAGUGCCAGCCAACUGUCAACAAGCACCUGCCUGGUAAUGCCGCCUCCUACCUUGUCCUGCUCCCUUCAGAGAUCUGAGGCUUGUUCCCUGUUGGACAGUGGAGACAUUUUGGGUGUGGACUUGCCUGGGUGCCUUCUCCCUACUCCUCAUUCACCACAGAGGCCUACCUCCUCUCCUCCAGCACCACCACAGCCACAGUCCAACUCACCAGCGGGCAGCGUCAAGGUUCCUGCCCACUCCACCCCCUCUUCACCUGGGGAAGGACAGCCCAACGGAUCCCCGACCCUCCAAAGCCUCCACGCUUCUUCCAGCAACGGGAUAUUUUUCCCCUCCCUUCAGGACCAGCGUCCUCUGGCCUCUCACACCCCGUCGCCUUCUCUCUCCUUCUCCAUGUCUGUCUCCUCCUCCCCAUCCCUCUCCCCCUGCCAGGGCCCCCACCCUGCCCAACCUGCUAGCCAUGCUAGCAGAGGUCUUCUUCCCCCGCCUCCCUCACAAGACACCCCACCUCCUCCAUCCUCUCACUGCUCAGCUCCUCCAUCACUCGCCUCUUCCCCUGGAGACCGAAGACUGAGGUCUUCCUGCCCCUCCCCUGCCCUGUCAAUCCCUCUCAUACCUCCCAGCUUUUCCCUCCAUCCCUCCAACCUGUCCCUUCCCUUUUCUCUGGACUCUGUCAGGGCAAGGAGAAGGGGGGCAGGCACCCAGACUCCUCCAUGGUCUAACUCACAGCCUCGUCAGGGGGAACCCCGACCUGGCACUCGACCCCAGGAGCUGGAAAUGCAGGAGUGGGGAGUAGAGGAAGAGGAGGGGAAGACCUCCCCGGAGCAUAUCAGCUUCAUUGAUGAAGAGGGAGCUGCUUUAUGAAUGACUGAAGCAG
Messenger RNA from Myripristis murdjan (pinecone soldierfish), 3749 nucleotides. It is a transcript of the gene kcnh3, whose product is annotated as potassium voltage-gated channel, subfamily H (eag-related), member 3. Gene Ontology annotation, molecular function: voltage-gated potassium channel activity. The transcript has 15 exons. NCBI's taxonomy places the organism in Eukaryota, Metazoa, Chordata, Actinopteri, Holocentriformes, Holocentridae. Gene Ontology annotation, cellular component: plasma membrane. Gene Ontology annotation, biological process: regulation of membrane potential; potassium ion transmembrane transport. The record is from RefSeq and is a predicted model, not a curated record. Bases 95 to 3736 code for a protein of 1213 amino acids.